Hypoxylon trugodes is the source of this 1487-nucleotide messenger RNA. RefSeq lists its product as uncharacterized. The record is from RefSeq and is a predicted model, not a curated record. The transcript has a single exon. Lineage: Eukaryota; Fungi; Ascomycota; Sordariomycetes; Xylariales; Hypoxylaceae. Bases 230 to 1174 code for a protein of 314 amino acids.
UACCUCAUCUCUCAGUAACCUAGAUAUUUAUACCAUCACCAUAUCUCAUAAUGCAUCGCUAUCUUCUUUUAUGACAAUAUUAGCAUCAUAAAUGCGAAGAACGUGCAUAAAACUAGAGGUCUAAUACUUUCAUUUGAUAUCGUACAAUUUCACCGAGAGGCUAGACUGAAGGAGUGCUCUCCUCACACAUCCCACUUACACACCCCUCACUCAAUUACAAUAAUCCACGAUGGCUUCAUCUACAAUACAACACCCCCGCUUCCGGCUCGAAUUCCGGGUCCUAAGCGACGGCCUCGACACAGCUAAAGCCCAAGCUCUCACACAAACAGGCCUUCACGCGCACAGGAGCCAAUUCCCAAGUUUCCCCAACUUACCUCCGGAACUACGCCUCAAGAUAUGGGAAUACUUCCUCGCGCCACGCAUCAUCGGAAUCGUAUGUCACAAAACCGAGACCGAAACUGGACUAGACUCCGACGAUGAACCCGAGCCCUGGGAAUCGUAUUCGGAGUAUUUCGGAUGUCCCCUACCCUUUCGCAAUACACCAAUCCUGUUACUCGUGAAUAGGGAAACCCGUGCCUUAGCGUUGAAAUACUAUGAACCGUCGUUCUCGUGGCAAGAACCCCUAACCCUGCUCCACGACACCGCGCGGACUACUAGACGCUCUCCGCAUAGCGCAUGGUUCGAUUACGCGCGCGAUACGCUGUAUCUACGUGGUGAGCUCGAGCCGUGUGAUAGUUACGGGUUCAACGCACCGAUGGCGUAUUUCCUCUCCCGCCGCGAAACCGAACGUGUUCGUAAAUUAGCACUUUCGUUCUCGGCGCUGGGUUAUGGGGAAAGUGGCCCCCAACACAUUUUCGGCGCGCUGUUUCAUGUCGUGGAUCGCUUUCCGGGGAUUGAGGGGAGGAGGGUUUGGGUUGGCGUUGCGCCACGGGAUGAGCUUACGCAUGUCCUUAUGGGUGGAUUGGAGCCUUUGGUUCCUGUGGAUGGGGAGGUGAGGGAGGGGGUUAAUAUCUUGCAGAAGAUUUGGGAUGAUUGGUAUCGUGGGGGGUAUUUUACGGCGCCGGUUAGGUUCGAGUUGGUGCGGAAGUUGGAUUUGCCUGAGCGUGUUGCGGAGGGUGGUGAGGGUGGUGAAGUUCCUCAGCUUGCUGCUAAGCUUGGUGAGGUGGAAUUAUAGCACUGCAGGGAAAUGAUAACCGAGAUAAUUGAUCAGGUAUGAUUUACACAUGGUCUAUAUACAUAACGUUUACUUAAGUUGAGUGGUGACUGGUGAUUCCCAGAACGACCUCUAUGGUACAAUGUAUUUACAAUAGACAAAAAUUUCCCCCAUUUUUUAGUCGUAAUCAUCAAUCUUGCGCAUUUUUUCUGCCCAACGUCUACCGCCCGUCUUUUGAAUUUUUAUUCGUAAUUCCACAUAACGCAGGAGCCCCGUUGUCGGAACGUCCCUUGAUGCCGCCUAGGAGCCAAUCUGUUAAGCCAACGACUUUGGC